Messenger RNA from Gallus gallus (chicken), 1855 nucleotides. RefSeq names its product male specific lethal 1 homolog (gene MSL1). The transcript has 8 exons. Gene Ontology annotation, cellular component: MSL complex. Bases 61 to 1722 code for a protein of 553 amino acids. NCBI's taxonomy places the organism in Eukaryota, Metazoa, Chordata, Aves, Galliformes, Phasianidae. The record is from RefSeq and is a predicted model, not a curated record.
GCCCCCGCGGCUGCCGCAGCCGCACAGAGCUCCCAGCGAGGGCCGGGCUGGUGCUGCCGCAUGGCCCCCCCGCUGCAGGGCUGCUGCAGAACUGGCACGGCUGCGGGGUGUGUGUGUGUGUGUCCGUGUCCCACCCCAGUGCUGUGCCCCCGCGGGUGGGAAUGGCCUAUCUGCAUUGCUCCCCCCCCCACCCCCUCCGCAGCCCCCCCGCGUGCACUGCCCUCUCUCUGUGCAUUGCCCCGCGGCUGCAGUGCCCUCCAUGUGCGUCCUGCCCUUCGUUUCCCCCCCGAGGUGGCUGUGCUCGCAGGGCUGUGCAUUCAGGAGGAGCCCAGUGUUACCCCUGACCCACGAGCUGCCUGCUGUGGGGCUGCCAGGACCCCCACUCCCCAUUCUGUGCUGCUCUGUGCUUCCCUCCCAGACCCAGCCCUCAUCUGCACGGUCUGCAGCAACCUAAAAAUAACACACCCCCCCCGCAGCCCUUUGCCUGGGGGGGUUCUGGGAUGGAGCUGCAACAAAACACACCUCAGGCUGUCCCGGGGUGUUCGUCUGUGCCGCAGAGCCCAGCAGGGCUGCGAAUGCGGCUUCCUAAUAAAGACCGCAUCCAAUUAUGAGCUGAGCCCUCGGAGCGCGCGGAGGGGAUGCAGGGGAUGCGGCAGAGCUGCAGCGGCUGCCAUCACUGCUGUCACGUGCCAGCUCCUUGCGCGCAUCGAGCGCAUGGAAAGGAGAGUGCAGCUGGUGAAGAAGGACACCGAGAGAGAAAAGCACAGGAUCUUCCAGGGCUUCGAGGUGGACGAGAAGGCCGAAGCAGAGGUGUGUGAGAAACUGCCGCUGGAAUGCCCACAGGAGCUGCUGGAGCCCUCACAAACCCUGCAGCCCAAGCACUUCCCCUACGGCCGGAACGGGAAGGGGCACAAAAGGAAGCCGACGUUCGGGAGCGCAGAGAGGAAAACGCCCGUUAAGAAGUUGGUGUCUGAGUUCUCAAAGGUGAAGGGUAAAACUCUGAAGCACUCACCGGUGAAGGAGGAGUCGAGUGGUUCUUUGUCCGAAACUGUUUGCAAACGAGAACUGCGGAGCCAAGAGACUCCAGAAAAAACCAGGUCGCUGCUGGAGACCCCGCUCAGACCCUCCGCCCCACUGAAGGGCCCCAGCAGCCACCCCAAGGAAAAGGGCUUCUUCAGCGAGAUAGACGACCUGCCCUACCUUUCCACCACGGAAAUGUACUUGUGUCGCUGGCAUCAGCCCCCCCCAUCACCGUUGCCGUUACGAGAGCCCUCCCCAAAGAAGGAGGAGACUGUAGCAAUUCCAUCUUGGAGGGACCAUGUUGUGGAGCCCCUGCGAGACCCCAACCCCUCAGAUAUCCUGGAGAACCUCGAUGACAGCGUGUUUUCCAAACGGCAUGCGAAACUGGAGCUGGAUGAAAAACGAAGGAAAAGAUGGGACAUCCAGAGGAUCAGGGAACAAAGAAUUCUACAGCGACUGCAGCUCAGAAUGUACAAAAGGAAAGGAAUUCAGGAGUCGGAGCCUGAAGUUACCUCAUUUUUCCCUGAGCCGGAUGACGUGGAAAGCUUGCUGAUCACCCCCUACCUGCCUGUCGUUGCCUUCGGCCGCCCCUUACCCAAACUGACCCCACAGAACUUCGAGCUGCCCUGGCUGGAUGAGCGCAGCCGCUGCCGGCUGGAGGUGCAGAAGAAGCAGACUCCCCACCGGACCUGCAGGAAAUAGCAGCGCAGCGGAGCCGGGAGCUCUGUACGUUGCCGAGUCCCUGCCCUCUUCGUUCUUGUUCAGGGCUGGUUUUGUUCCCUCCAUGCCCUGGUUUCGUUCUCUCGUUUUCUUUUCAACACGUUUCAGACUCGUC